Messenger RNA from Sardina pilchardus (European sardine), 2574 nucleotides. It is a transcript of the gene zfyve27, whose product is annotated as zinc finger, FYVE domain containing 27. The coding region runs from base 149 to 1459 and encodes 436 amino acids. Gene Ontology annotation, molecular function: metal ion binding. Gene Ontology annotation, cellular component: endoplasmic reticulum tubular network; growth cone membrane. The record is from RefSeq and is a predicted model, not a curated record. Gene Ontology annotation, biological process: protein localization to plasma membrane; endoplasmic reticulum tubular network formation; positive regulation of axon extension. Lineage: Eukaryota; Metazoa; Chordata; Actinopteri; Clupeiformes; Clupeidae. The transcript has 14 exons.
CGGAAGUAAUCUCAAUUGAGGAAGACAGACUUUAACAGGAAGAUAUCGCUAUAGCUGAAAAUCAGACGGACAAGUGUCAUUUUUUAAAAAGAAGGCUGCCUUCGAGUAUAAUACAACUUGUGUGCCCUCCAUUCAGUCGUUGGAAAGGAUGCAGCCUACCGUGACAGCGGGCCUUCAGGAGUCCCCGCAGGGCCAGGGGGAGAGAGGUGAGCUCUCCCAGGUCUCCUCAAGGGAUACAGCCACCGCAGAGACCUCUGAGCCUGGAUGUCCGCGGCCAGUCACCUUUGACCUGCUCAAUAUGGUGGUCUCCUACAAGAGGAUUGCAAUCUACUUGGAGCCCAUCAAAGAUGGUGUGGAGGUGGUGCGUUAUGUACUCGGAUGGAAGAUGCCUCUCUUCUCCUUGCUCUGCUGUAUCCUGCUCAACAUCCUCUUCAUCACUCUCAGUGAAGUGGCCUGGUUCUCUCUCUGCCUCAUGGGCGUGUCCACCCCUGCUGCGCUGGGCUACAUCGGGGAGAGAUGUCAGGCCAUCACCAGUGACACGGACCUCCAGAGGAAAAAGCAGCACGCUGUCCAGCGCAGGGACCUGCAGACGGUCCACCUCACCAAGCAGGAGGCCAUGCUGGAGGUCAAGGGCCUGCUGAAGAGUCUAGAUGACCUGUUGAGCCAGGCCUGUGUGUCUGCUGAGUCUGUGUACAAAGUGCUGUACUGGGAGAGCCACGCAGUCUCCUCCAUGUUCUACGGUGGCCUCCUGGUGACUGUCUGUCUACUGUACAUCAUGCCAGUGGGCUGGGUCCUGGCUCUGGUCAACAGCAUCCUCUUCCUGUGGAACAGGGAAUUCUGCAGAGUCCUGCUGAAUGUGAAGUCGCUGCUGAACCCCAGCCCGAGUCAGUCAGCAGAGAGGGAGGCUGAGGUCAGAGAAGCUGAGCCCACCUCCUUACCAGAGCAAACCCCAACUCCCACCAGCCUGGAGGACCUUUCUCCUGCCAGCAUUGAGGAGGCGGAAGAGGCAGAGCCUGAUGAUGAGUUUAAAGAUGCCAUUGAGUCCUCUCUCUUUACCAUCUCACUGCCUAAGGAGCAUCAAACGUCCCUGCUGCCGGAGACCCCUCUGGCUCUAGUGGAUGACGAUGAGGUGACAAUAGGCACUCCUGACUACGACACCCUCUCAGAUAAUGGACUGUUGAGCAGAAAUGAGCCCAUCCGCAGCAAAGUGUCCAAACUGACAGAGAAACUGCGCAAGCGUUAUCCUACCCACCCUGCAGGUAAUUGCUCAUAUUGCAAUGCCGUGUUUUCGGUUUUGAAAAAACGGAAAAAUUGCAGUAACUGUGGAAAUAGCUUCUGUUCACGAUGUUGCUCGUACAAGGUGCUCAAAUCCAGCAUGGGAGCCACAGCACCCGAAGCCCAGAGGGAGACCGUGUUUGUUUGUGCUGCAUGUAAUAUGUACCUGAGCAAGAAGGAAUGAAACACAGGACCUCUUUUCUGACUUCCUAUUAAUCCCACCAUUUACCUCCUUGUGGAAGCAUGGCUUUGGCCUCCCCACUUUUGGAUGAGCCUGAGGAUCCGUGCCUCGCGCAGAAGACGUCCCCAACAACUUCCUCCUCCACGCUGCUGAGGCCAGAGGGAUUUCGUACUGUAUCGUGCUCACACUGUUACUCAGACUAUGGCUCCAUUUCUGCUGCAGCCUCCGUCACUCAUCUGAGCUCAAGCAGAGCUCGCACCAUCAAAGUAAUUGUGAGCAGCGCUGCUACGGCAUUUGUAGCUCUGAGAGUGUCCCUACUCCUGACCCUGGUGUGAUAAAAAUCACCAUGAGGGAUUGUUACACCCCCCCCCCCCCCCCCCCCCCCCCCCAUAAUGGAGAAGGUCAAGUUUGCUUGUGUGCUAUGGCUAAUAUACUGAAUGUGUCUGAAAUACUGGAGGAUGGGAAGGGUCAGCUUGUGGUACUGUACUCCUAUACCCUAUGACUGCUUCUCCAGAUGAUCUCCACCCAAUGUUCUGAAGUUCCACUUGCUAGCCUCACACACUACACAUUCACAAAAUGGUUAAUUUCAUCGUGGAUGGUUUAUUGUUGGGUAUGCUGUGUAGGGAUGAGCCAUUUGAGAUGACCUCAUCAUAGCAUUAAAUUGCUGACCCUCCAUCAUGAUUCAGGUGCAUGGCCUUUUUUCCCAGAUUCAUCUGCCAAGCAUGUCUGGGUGCAUUAGCUAGCUUUUGGCACAGAUACAAGAAGUGAUUUCACAUUCUUUUGAAAAAUGACAGAUUUAAUUUAUUGGUUGAAACAGGGAAGACAUUUGAAAGAGUGUGGACAGCUUUCUUAAACAAUAUCCUCCACCCAAAUUUGCUCAGCAGAGAUGUACCCAAUCUGAUAGAUGGAUUUGAGGGAAUAUUGUUAACAAAUCCAUGAAUAUGCGAAUGUAUUUAACUUUUUGCAGUACCUCUGUGGCCCUAGCCUACAAUCAAGUCUGUUGAGUAAUUUUACUGUAUUUGUCUUAUUUUAUGAAAGGUUUUAGAAAUCUCUAAUAUAUAGCAGUGCGGUUUAUCUUAAAUGCUGUGACAUUCCACCAAUAAAUAUACUGUACUCGA